Anguilla anguilla (European eel) is the source of this 8190-nucleotide messenger RNA. RefSeq names its product intersectin 1 (SH3 domain protein) (gene itsn1). Lineage: Eukaryota; Metazoa; Chordata; Actinopteri; Anguilliformes; Anguillidae. Gene Ontology annotation, molecular function: protein binding; calcium ion binding; guanyl-nucleotide exchange factor activity. The record is from RefSeq and is a predicted model, not a curated record. Gene Ontology annotation, biological process: intracellular signal transduction; positive regulation of Rho protein signal transduction. The transcript has 40 exons. Bases 452 to 5701 code for a protein of 1749 amino acids.
UCACUGCCGCUGUUUUCCGAUCGGUACAAUGAGAUGCUAGCGCACACAUUUAUGAGAAAUGUCAUUUAAAUAACGUUAGCCGAGUAGCUGUGUUAGGUUUUUUAAGCCGCAUUUUAUUUCCAAAUGAAUCUGGAAAAAGUUGUAUGGCAGAUUCCUUGCUUGCUAGCUAGCUAAACUAACGUUAAUGAAUGUAGCCUAAUCGACGGUGUUUUGAUAGCUAACGUAGCUAGCUGCAUCAAUUUAUGCCCCACGAAGAUAAUGUGCCGCAGUUGGACUAUCUUACAACGUCUGAAUGGCAAGCAUGACAAGCUCAAUUUUCUGCCCGUUCAUGCAAUAUACCGUUAGCCAGCUUGCUAAUUAGGUACGAUAUGGUGUGAGGAGUGAUGCUGAAUUCAUUGCUCUCGAAGACUGGACAGAGCCUGCCGUCCCGCUGCAGCUGACGGACGAAGCCAUGGCACAGUUUCCCUCGCCUUUCGGAGGGGGCCUGGAUGCCUGGGUUAUCUCUGUAGACGAACGGGCCAAACAUGACCAGCAGUUCCACAGCCUGGCCCCCACCCCGGCCGGCUUCAUCACAGGUGACCAGGCCAGGAACUUCUUCCUCCAGUCUGGCCUGCCUCCCCCCAUCCUUGCUCAGAUAUGGGCUCUCGCUGAUCUGAAUAAUGAUGGUAAGAUGGACGCCCACGAGUUCUCUAUCGCCAUGAAGCUGAUCAAGCUGAAGCUGCAAGGUCACCCCCUGCCCCCGUCGCUGCCGCCUGCCAUGAAGCAGCCGGCCCUUUCCCUGCCCCCCGCCCCACCCUUUGGUAUGGCAGGUAUCCCCGGGAUGCCAGGUGUACCGGGAGUCCCCCCCGUGCCCCUGCCUCCUCUCGGGGGAGUGGGCAUGUCCCCGCCUCUCCUGUCCUCUGUGCCCCCGCCUGUUCCCCCCAUGGCCAACGGAGCCCCUGCCAUGAUCCCGCCCCUGAGCGGCUUUUCACACCCAGCGUCUGCACUCAACAAAAGCUCCUCUUUUAAUCGUUCCAGUGGCUCGCUGCAGAAAGGCCAGUCCUUUGAAAAUCCCAGCGCGGCGGCCGCCCAGCCCCCCUCGGACUGGGCCGUCCCCCAGUCCUCGCGGCUCAAGUACCGCCAGCUCUUCAACAGCCAGGACAAGAUGAUGAGCGGCCAUCUCACGGGGCCUCAAGCGAGAACCAUCCUAAUGCAGUCCAGUUUACCACAAGCACAGCUAGCCUCCAUCUGGAACCUGUCGGACAUCGACCAGGACGGGAAGCUGACAGCAGAGGAGUUCAUCCUGGCCAUGCACCUGAUCGACAUGGCCAUGUCUGGUCUGCCGCUGCCCCCCGUCCUACCCCCUGACUUCAUCCCGCCCACUUUCAGGAGAGUGCGCUCGGGCAGUGGGAUCUCAGCGGCCAGCCUGCACGUGGUCGAGCAGUGGGUCCCGGAGGAGCCUGAGGAGGAGGACCCACAGAGCAUCGAAAAGAGGCUGCCAGUUACGUUUGAGGAUAAGAAGCGGGAGAAUUUCGAGCGAGGGAACCUGGAGCUGGAGAAGAGGAGGCAGGCCCUGCAGGAGCAGCAGAGGAAGGAGCGGGAGCGGCUGGCUGCUCUGGAGCGGCAGGAGCAGGAGAGGAGGGAGCAGGAGCGCCUGCAGCAUGAGAGGCGCAGGCAGCAUGAGCUGGAGAAACAGCUGGAGAAACAGCGGGAACUGGAGAGACAGAGAGAGGAGGAGAGACGCAAGGAGAUAGAGAGGAGAGAGGCGGCGAAGCGGGAGAUGGAGAGGCAGAGGCAGCUGGAGUGGGAGAGGAGCCGCAGGCAGGAGCUGCUGACCCAGAGGAACCGCGAGCAGGAGGGCAUGGUGCAGCUGAAGGCCCGCAAGAAGACCCUGGAGUUUGAGCUGGAGACGCUGAACGACAAGAAGCAUCAGCUGGAGGGGAAGCUGCAGGACGUGCGCUUCCGUUUGUCCGCGCAGCGGCACGAGAUCGAGAGCACCAACAAGACCCGCGAGAUGCGCAUCGCCGAGAUCACGCAGCUGCAGAGGGAGCUGCAGGAGUCUCAGCAGUGGCUGGGCCGGCUCAUCCCGGAGAAGCAGUGUCUGAACGACCAGCUGAAACAGGUCCAGCAGGACAGCGUGCACAGUGACUCCCUGGUGACUCUGCGGAAGUCUCUGGAAGUAAAGGAGUCGACCCGGCAGCAGCUCCGUGACCAGCUGGACGCCGUGGAGCGGGAGACCAGAUCCAAACUGCUGGAGAUCGAUGCCUUCAACAGCCAGUUGAAGGAGCUGAAAGAGAUCCACAAUAGGCAGCAGAGGCAGAAGCAGAAGGAGGUGGAGUCGGGGGUGGAGCUGCAAAAGGAGGUGGAGUCAGGGGCGGAGAUACCGGAGAAGGGCACUGUGGACUCGCAGGAGGCCAGGCUGGACUCUGUAGAGGACGGGGUGUCGUCCGUGUGGGGGGAAAAGAUUGGGGAGGAGCCCCCAGCACCGCCCCCCCAGCCCUGGAUGACACACGUGUCAUUGGAGGAAGGGCGCAGCUUGAAUGACGUGCAGGAAAAGCUCAGCAAACUCUUCACCCCACAGCCUGAAAUCGGCAAACCGGCUACACAGGCACCUUGGCCAACGGGAGAGAAGAUUCCAGUGACAGGGUUCUCCCAGGACAGGGUGAAGGUGGUGUUUUAUAAGGCACUGUACCCUUUCCAGGCUCGCAGUCAUGAUGAGAUCACCAUUAAUCCUGGUGACAUCAUUAUGGUGAAAGGGGAACGGGUGGAUGAGUCUCAAACGGGCGAGCCAGGCUGGCUGGGUGGGGAGCUGAAGGGGAAAACCGGCUGGUUUCCCGCCAACUACGCCGAGAAGAUCCCCGAAACGGAGGUCCCCGCCAGCCUGAGACCCGCGGCCGGCUCAGGAUCCCUUCCCAGACCCGCCGCCAGCGUCACGCCCAGCUCUGUCGCGACCACGCCCACGCCCACGCCCACGCCCUCUCCCGCACAGACCCUGCCCGCAACCGCCACGCCCACCCCGCCGACAGGCACCACGCCCUCCCCGGCCCCACCCACCCCAGCCGCUGCGUCCACCUCAUCUUCCGCUUCCAGCAACUGGGCCGACUUCAGCACCACGUGGCCGUCCAGUGCAGCAGCAGAGAAGCCCGACUCAGACGGCUGGGACGCCUGGCCCACGCAGCCCUCCCUCUCCGUACCCAGCGCAGGACAGCUCCGCCAGCGCUCCGCCUUCACCCCCGCCACUCUCACUGGCUCCUCCCCCUCACCUGUCCUUGGACAGGGGGAGAAGGUGGAGGGUCUCCAGGCCCAGGCUCUGUACCCGUGGAGGGCUAAGAAGGAUAACCACCUGAACUUCAAUAAGAGUGAUAUAAUCACUGUGCUGGAGCAGCAGGACAUGUGGUGGUUUGGGGAGGUGCAGGGCCUGAGGGGCUGGUUCCCCAAAUCCUACGUCAAGCUCAUCUCCGGCCCUGUGCGCAAGUCCCUCAGCAUUGAGUCAGGUUCAUCAGACAGCCCCCCCAGUGUGAAGAGGCCUACCCCCUCCCCCAGCAAACCCCUGGAACCCGGGGAAGAGUUCACUGCGAUGUACACGUACGAGAGCAGCGAGCAGGGCGACCUGACGUUCCAGCAGGGGGACGUGAUCACGGUGCUGAAGAAGGAGGGGGACUGGUGGACCGGGGCAGUGGGGGGCAGGACCGGGGUGUUCCCCUCAAACUACGUCAAACCCCGGGACUCCGAGGCUCUGGGACCUGCUGGGAAGACGGGGAGUCUGGGAAAGAAGCCAGAGAUCGCCCAGGUGAUCGCCCCGUACACCGCCACGGGGGCGGAGCAGCUCACCCUGGCGCCCGGCCAGCUCAUCCUCAUCAGGAAGAAGAACCCAGGUGGCUGGUGGGAAGGGGAGCUGCAGGCCCGGGGUAAGAGACGACAGAUUGGCUGGUUCCCAGCCAAUUACGUGAAGCUGCUGAGUCCCAGCACCAGUAAGACCACACCCACCGAGACUAUGCCUCCGAAAUUGCCAGCGCCCAAUGCAGUGUGUCAGGUGAUUGGCAUGUACGACUAUAUUGCACAGAAUGAUGACGAGCUCCCCUUCGGGAAGGGCCAGAUCAUCAAUGUGCUGAGCAAGGAGGACCCUGAUUGGUGGAAAGGGGAGCUGAAUGGCACAGUGGGCCUCUUCCCCUCCAAUUACGUCAAACUGACCACCGACACCGACCCCAGCCAGCAAUGGUGUUCUGACCUGCACCUGCUGGACAUGCUGACCCCCAUGGAGCGGAAGAGGCAGGGCUACACCCAUGAGCUCAUCGUCACUGAAGAGAACUACGUCAACGACCUGCAGCUGGUUACUGAGGUUUUCCAGAAGCCACUGCUGGAGUCAGAGCUGCUGACGGAGAAGGAGGUGGCUAUGAUCUUCGUCAACUGGAAGGAGCUAAUCAUGUGCAACAUCAAGCUGCUUAAGGCACUGCGUGUGAGGAAGAAGAUGUCGGGUGAGCGGAUGCCAGUGAAGAUGAUUGGUGACAUCCUGACUGCGCAGCUGCCGCACAUGCAGCCGUAUAUCCGCUUCUGCAGCUGCCAGCUCAACGGCGCCACCCUCAUUCAGCACAAGACAGACGAGCUACCUGACUUCAAGGACUUUGUCAAGAGGCUGGCGAUGGACCCGCGCUGUAAGGGCAUGCCUCUCUCCAGCUUCCUGCUCAAACCCAUGCAGAGAGUCACCCGAUAUCCACUCAUCAUAAAGAACAUCCUGGAGAACACUCCAGAAAGCCACCCGGACCACAGCCACCUGAAGCAGGCCCUGGAGAAGGCAGAGGAGUUGUGCUCACAGGUCAAUGAGGGUGUGAGGGAGAAGGAGAACUCAGACCGGCUAGAGUGGAUCCAGGCCCAUGUACAGUGUGAAGGGCUGUCUGAGCAACUGGUGUUCAACUCUGUGACCAACUGCCUGGGCCCACGCAAGUUUCUGCACAGCGGCAAGCUAUACAAGGCCAAGAGCAACAAGGAGCUGUACGGCUUGCUGUUCAAUGACUUCCUGCUGCUGACGCAGAUCAUCAAGCCCUUGGGCUAUUCUGGCUCUGAGAAGGUCUUCAGCCCCAAGUCCCACCUGCAAUACCGCAUGUACAAGACUCCCAUCUUCCUGAAUGAGGUGCUGGUGAAGCUGCCCACUGACCCAUCGGGAGAUGAACCCAUUUUCCACAUCUCCCACAUCGACCGUGUCUACACCCUGCGGGCUGAGAGCAUCAAUGAAAGGACGGCUUGGGUGCAGAAGAUCAAAGCUGCUUCAGAACUCUACAUAGAGACAGAGAAGAGGAAGAGGGAGAAGGCCUAUCUGGUGAGGUCUCAGAGAGCCACAGGCAUCGGAAGGCUGAUGGUGAACAUUGUGGAGGGCAUUGAACUGAAGCCUUGCCGCUCCCACGGAAAGAGCAACCCAUACUGCGAGGUGACCAUGGGGUCCCAGUGCCACAUCACCAAAACCCUGCAGGACACACUCAACCCCAAAUGGAAUUCUAACUGCCAGUUUUUCAUCAAAGACCUGGAGCAGGAUGUCCUGUGUGUGACCGUGUUUGAAAGAGACCAGUUCUCUCCUGAUGACUUCCUGGGCAGAACAGAGAUCCGGCUGGCUGACAUUAAGAAGGACCAGGGUUCAAAAGGUCCGAUCACCAAACGGCUACUUCUGCAUGAGGUUCCGACUGGGGAGAUUGUGGUGCGCCUGGACCUGCAGCUCUUUGACGAGCCUUGACCCCAGUGUCUACUAGUCGGGUCUCACCACUCCUGUUGGAGUUCUCAGAUGCCCCUCCUUCACACCUCAGUAUUCCAAGACCAUGUCCUGACCAAAUGGUCCCCACUGGUACCACGUGCGUGUGUAUUUCUGAAUGUGUGUGUGGUUGUAUGUGUAUGUAGUUGUAUGCGUGUUUGUGCCUGCAUAAGCUGUUAGUAAUGCUGUUCUUAAUGAGUGGUAAAGUGCGCUUUCUUUGUUUUUUAAUUAUUAUUAUUAUUAUUAUUAUUAUUAUUAUUAUUAUUAUUGUUAUUGUUAUUGUUAUUGAUCUUGUUUACAUUGCAAUGACAGAAAGAUCAGGGCCAUGUUUCACGUAUGUGGCUAACUGAGUUAACCCGAUUGGUUUUCUGACAUUUUGGGAUAAACCCAGAAUUUUGGGUUUACAGUUUAGCCCAAAUACAGUGUCUUAAGCCUGCAAAAACUUAUGUUUAAGUUUAUGUUAGCUGUAUAACAUGAACAUAGCCUAGAAAUCCACCUGAAGACAUCACACACACCAACAGCAAAAAUGAAGGCACCGUUGGUGGAGGCAGGAAGGAGAAAGAAUGACCUGUCACUGUGAAUGAUGGGGGAUCGAAUUAGCCUAGGGGAAAUUCCAAAAGGGUUUUAGAAGAGGUAUAAUAAACCCCUCAGAUACACCAAACAGCAUUGAGGUCACCAACUACAAGAAACCAUAACUUAUCACAUUAUGGUCACCAACUGUAAGAAAUCCCAAACAGCAGAGGUACCUGAGUGGUGAAGGCACACGUGUAAUCUUACCUGGUGCUACUGGAACGGGAUUAAUGUAAUGUCUUUAACCAUUUCUCUGUGCUAACAGUUAUGCACAGAAGGAGGAGACUGCUGUCCACCAGUAGUGUAGCUCUAUACAAAUCGCUGCCUAUCUUGGUAGAUGCGGACAUCCCUCUGACUUGCGUAGCCUGCAUAAAUACAAUUAUGUAUCCUGCUAUGACACUAGUGUAUAAGCAAGUGACUACAAGGUGCAGAUAUCCUGAGUUCUAUGUGUAUGUUAGGACCAUGAAACUGCCAGGGUUGCAGCGAUAAGAGUCAAAGAGGAAUGUCGGGUAAAAGUGAAUGCAAUUUAUUGUACAGUAUGUUAAUAAUGGCCAUAUACAAUGUGAGAUUGCUAUAUGCAUACAAUGCGUUGGAGACCGUGUUGAUGACUCUCCCCAAACCAUUCCACGUUUACCCUUAUAUACCCAAAAGAUAAAAGUGAAACACCUCACGUAAAGAUACAAUCAUGACAAAACAGUACUGAUCAAUGAGCCUGCUUGCACUAAAUUCAAAUUCAAAUUCAAAAUGCUUUAUUGGCAUGAAAUACACUUGUACUUAUUGCCAAAGCGUACACAUCACAUGUCUGUAAGAAUAUCACACUGGGUUAACCUUUGUAUCUGGCCGGGCGUAGACCCAUAGGUAUCGAAAUCUUUAGCCAGUUCCCUCACCACCAAAGCCCCCAUGACAUCGGCUUUCCAACAAUGCAAAACAUGAUUGCACUGUAUUACGGGGAAACUAAGUUUUACAUAAUGCUGAUCUAGCCGCAUGUUUUGCAACUGAGCACUGUCUCUUUAUCACAUGUGCUGACUCCCGGUCAGCACAAAGAACAGUCUGUUUUCCUUUGAAUGUCUGAUAAGUGGCAGACGUUUCAGAACUGCCCUACAGAAGUAAUAAAAGAUAAAGUGCACCUAGCACUAAUACAGGUGCUGCUGCAUCCAGGCACUGGUUUCAGAGCAGCUGCCUCCGGGGAUGCCUUCCACCAAUGGCCCGUUGGCAUUGUGGCGACAUUGUGCCUGUGUUGGGUUUUCUUUGGGUACUCCAGUUUCCUCCCGCAAGCCAUAAACGUGUAGGUUGGAAUACUUGGCGUGGCAUUCACUGGGAGAUGCUGCAAAAGAGCAUGCAUACUCAGUCAACCUACCCUGUACAAAUAGAGGUUAACAAAUAAAUUGUGCUGCAACACAAGCUCCUCAGCAGGGGUGCACGUUGGGGGUGCUAACCCCCAACUCCCCCCCCCCCCCACUUCCGCACCUCAGCCUUUUUCUUGUUGGCUAUAUUAUGAUAGUUUUGGGAGGUUAAACACUUACUUGUACAUUACCUAGUCGAGAAUGUAGAAUUACAAUAAAAAGACUGUCUGUUUGCAAUUAGUUUUCAUAUUUGACUUUGACUGACCGCCAGUUCCCUUCUGUAGCCGUUGUCACAUGCUCAUGGGAUUAAAAAUAAUGCAAUUCAAUGUUUCACUAUGAUGGCAUUAUCAGUAGGCACAACAGUCCAAAUAUUAGGAGUUAUCACCACUUCAAAAUUUAACAGAAUUAGCCAUUGAAUGAAAGUCUUCUUAUGCAUUUCAUUUAUCUGCAGUUCAAUGCCAAGCUUCCUCUCUCAUUUUGGCCACUCUGUCAAUGUUUGAUUUGCUUUUUAGGAUUGCUUUCUCUUCUUCAUAACCCUCAAUGAUGAGUUCUUGCUCUUUA